UUGCUUUCUACAGUUCUUCCAGGAGAAAUUGUACGUUCUCUGGAUGAUUGGGAGAGAGCGUUACUGCGCGAUUUUGUACGAGGCAAAGGUCGCGGUAGCGUGUCAAGAAUUCCAGUCGAAUUGCUCAACGAACCACCUCCGGCGUUAGAUGCUAAGCAGGAAGACAACAUUGUCUCUCUGAUGACACCUCCAGAAUCGGCUCUACGCGCUGGUCCUAUGAUGACAGCUCCCAGGGUUACUUUAAGAUCGCCCUCUGUCUCAGCCAAAAUGCCUGACCAUUUCCGACUGUAUACACCUAAGGACGAUCACAGCGUGCCUUCGGUAAUCUCUCCUGCUUCAAAGGUGAAACGAAGACCUGCUAUUUCAAUCAAAACCAGAACUACACAGAAGAAGGUCAAGUUAUCUCUGGAAGAGCCAACACAAGAGACAUUCAAAGAACUUUCGGGUUUAUUACAGGUACGAGCCUGA
Molecule: messenger RNA, 468 nt
Organism: Strongylus vulgaris
Lineage: Eukaryota; Metazoa; Nematoda; Chromadorea; Rhabditida; Strongylidae
Source: the annotation of a GenBank genome assembly